Messenger RNA from Cercospora beticola, 2366 nucleotides. Its product is annotated as GIY-YIG nuclease family protein. The record is from RefSeq and is a predicted model, not a curated record. Lineage: Eukaryota; Fungi; Ascomycota; Dothideomycetes; Mycosphaerellales; Mycosphaerellaceae.
CGCACGCGCCUGCCUUUGCGUCACGCAGGCUCGCUUUGCCAUCCGCCGCCGUGAAGAUGAUGCGGCGGUAUAAUAGUUAUCUGCCAGGUAGGUGAAGAGCGCGAUCCAUCCCUCAACCAUGGCCAACCACUUCACGAACACGCCGGAAGCCCUCCUCGGCAGAAACGACUCGAAGAACCCGGCGUCGACCUGCAAAGGCAUUACGAGCAGCGGACGGCCAUGCCGUCGUGCGUUGGCAGCAGCGAAGACGUCGCCGUCGGGCGGCCGGAGGGGCUCGGCGGGCGGAGUAGUGGCGGUGGUGGAGGAGGACGGCGCGGUGACAGAUGCGGAGUUCUACUGCUGGCAGCAUAAGGACCAGGCGCAGCUACUGCAGCAGGACAGUCCGGGAAAGCGACCCAAGAAGAAGCGGACGACCGAGUUGUAUCCGCUGCAGGAGAGGAGCAGUAUUGAUACGCUGGUGCAGAAGCUGGGGAUUGAAGCUGUGCCCGAUAACUUGCGGAAGAAGACAAAGACAAAACCGAAUGAUGGAGUGAAGCCUCCCAGAAGGACAUCGACUGCAGAUUUUGCCGAAAAGCCUGCUGGUGGUGCACCGCCAAAGCAGGGCUCGAGACCCAAGAAGACGGGAUUCUGGGCAUCAUUGUGUUGCGCGUCAGGACAGGACGACGAUUAUGUCGAAAUUGUGCGCCACAAGAGGCGUACGGAGCAGAGACCGUCGCAGUUGCAAGGUACAACAGGCCCGAGCGUGUCCCAAUAUUCCAGUCCAUCCUCUUCGCAAGUGCCACCUCGAAAGUCGGCGCCGUCGAGAACAAAUGGCCAUCGGAGCAGUUCAAAUCCGCUCACAGGACAUCUGCUAUCGCUACUACCACAGGACUUAUCACCACAAACUACUUCGACACUACUAGCAGAACUGGUCAAGCCGAUCAGUCCUGCAGAUGAGGAUGGCUACAUUUACAUCUUCUGGUUGACUCCGCAAUCAAUGGAUGGGCCAGCACAAUCGACAGCACGGUCUCUACUUUCACCACCUUCAGACCGCGCGACUAGUCGCCGUAUCAGCGAUGUCAUGACAGAAUUCUCGUUCGAUGGCGACCAGGAAAGGUCCCGCCGAGGCAGAACCGGUCAAGGCAAAAAGACAAUCAUGCUCAAGAUCGGCAGAGCCAACAAUGUGACCCGUCGCAUGAACGAAUGGCAACGACAAUGCGGCUACGCUUUGAAUCUCGUCAGGUGGUAUCCAUAUGUGUCAUCGACGCCCUCACCUUCGCCAGCGAAUACACCACGCAAGGGCUCCAAUACCGGAACUCCGGAUCGUUCAAGGCCGGCGAGCUCACGAGGCGAUAGUGGGAAUGUCCGCAAAGUGCCUUUUGUGAAGCGCGUGGAGCGGCUGAUUCAUUUGGAGCUUGCGGAACAGCAAGUCAAGAAGCAAUGCGAAACGUGCGGGAAGGAACAUAGAGAGUGGUUUGAAGUCGAAGCUAGCGAGCAAGGUGUUCGCAAUGUCGACGCUUGCGUGAAGCGUUGGGUUGACUGGGCCGAGAGGGAAGCGGCGAAGUAAGAAAGAACUAUCAGCAUUCACAACAUUAUUCAAUGCGAGUCACGAUUCGCACUCCACUCUUGUUUGCUCCUGGCUUCUCCGGUCCUUUGCCCUACGUGUUCCAUGUGGCGCGCAGAUUUACAGGCUUCGAUGAUCAAGAAGAAGGGCAUCCCUGUCGGACACGUACGCAGCACAGCAUACUGUACCUACAAGCGAUGCAAAAGAGCAACGAGCGCCUGUUCUAGUGAUCAUGGACCUCGACCCAACAGAUGGCACCGCCUUCCACAUCGCAGCAUUGCGGAUUCUAUCGACUGUCCUUACAGUCUUCGUUGCAACCUACAUCCUUGCCACGAUUUCGACCAGCACGGGCGACUUGAUCCAAGAUCCGCUCCUCCGAGGCCGAUACUACUAUUCGCUCCUUCACACAGAGCAAGAAGGUUGUCCCAAUCGAGAUAUUGAAAUCUCUGCUGCAGUGGCAGUCUCAACGACACACAUCUUUUUCAUCUGCUUUCACUUCUGGACUGGCGAUGAGCAGAUCAGUGCAUCAGCUGUCGUCAUGUACGCGGAAGCGCUCUGUGUUUUGCUGCUGGCGAUCGAGGGAGCGAUGAUGCUCAUCGUGGCAUUGAUCUGGCUUCUAGCGAGGGGAUUACAGUGGUAUAUCGAUACAAGACUAACGUAUGCGGCUUGGUGGGAGGACGAUGGGAUGUAUGAUUGAGGCAGCGCACGCACAGCCUCCCUCAUUUUGGGAACCAGGAAACCGAUGGCACGAGCGACAGCCAUAGUUCCAAAACUUUACGACUCCUCCCAGGCACUACGAGAUAGUCUGCCAAAGCCACACUCU